UUGUAAAGUGUUGUGAUUUUUUGGAGACUAAGGUAAAGGGUGAACCUCUGUGUAUCGAUUGGUGUGUUCUUGACGUCAGACGUGUGUGUGAGGGUUAAUACAGACGUUUUUGCCGUGAUAGGAGCUGUUUGGAGCUGCAGUUGUUUCUCACAGUGGGAUUUUAUUGAACCGGGAGUCCUGGUGUUCGUGAUGGAGAUAAAAACAGACGCCGCAGCCGGACACAUCACACAUCACACACUUCAGAGGAACAGCAUGAUGCCACGCAUGCAGACUUUAUGGACGUGCUCGGUGCUGAUUGUAAUUUUGUUCACAGAGUCGCAUUGCAUUCAGAAGACGACUCUGACUAAAAACUGGGGACCGCAGUCGAUGCUGUACCUGAAGGGGAAAUAUGGGAGGAGAUACGUUCCAGACAGCGGUGUGGAUUUUUAUAAAUCAGCUCUGAAAAGCUGGUACGCAGUUAUUAGAGAUGAAGUCAGUGCAAACUGGAAGAUCGACUCGUCUUUUCACGGCCGAGAAUCUGCUGAUCCGUUACACAGAGUAGGCUCGAUUUAUGCAGCUGAAUAUAUUCAGAAAUUGUAAAAAUGUUUCAGAACUUUGAGCCUUUAACUUUUUUUACAUGUCUUUUUGAUUCAUUAAAUGUGCAAUUAGGUGUAAUGAGUUGCUGAUGUAAUGUUAG
Molecule: messenger RNA, 676 nt
Organism: Tachysurus vachellii
Lineage: Eukaryota; Metazoa; Chordata; Actinopteri; Siluriformes; Bagridae
Product: spexin prohormone 2-like
Exons: 5
Coding region: 190-579 (129 amino acids)
Molecular function (GO): neuropeptide hormone activity
Source: RefSeq, a predicted model, not a curated record